AUGGCUCCGCAAACAGAGGUCGGCCAAAAGGCUGCCAAAGUCGCAGCAGUAGCAGCUGGCGCAUCGGCAAAGGAUGCUGAGAGGGAGUCGACUGCUGCUCGAUUACUGGGUGCUGGCAGCGCAGGCAUCGCCGAACUCAUCGUCUUCCACCCCGUCGACACCAUCGCCAAACGCCUCAUGUCCAACCAAUCCCGCAUUGCCUCCGCCUCCCAGCUCAACUCCGUCAUCUUCAAGUCCUCCGCCUCCGAGCCCGCCGUCCGCCGCUUCUUCACCCUCUUUCCCGGCCUCGGCUACGCCGCCGCGUACAAGGUCCUGCAGCGCAUAUACAAGUACGGCGGGCAGCCCUUCGUCCGGGACUACCUGAGCAACCACCACGGCAGCGUUUUCGACCAGACUUUUGGACGAGGCAAUGGCAAGGCGAUGAUGCACGCGACGGCGGGGAGUUUGAUCGGCAUAGGCGAGAUCGUGCUCCUGCCCCUCGACGUACUCAAGAUCAAGCGGCAGACGAACCCCGAAGCCUUCCGCGGUCGCGGCGUGAUGCGCAUUGUAGCCGACGAAGGCUUCUCUCUCUACCGCGGCUGGGGCUGGACAGCAGCGCGCAACGCACCCGGAUCCUUCGCGCUCUUCGGUGGUUCGGCGGCCGCGAAGCAGUACCUCUUUAAGCUGGAGGACUACAACUCGGCGACGUGGCUGCAAAACUUCGUCGCCUCGAUCGCGGGUUCGUCGGCGAGUUUGUUGGUGUCGGCGCCGUUGGAUGUGGUGAAGACGCGGAUACAGAAUCAGAACUUCGAGGUCAAACAGUCCGGGGCGAAGAUCAUUGCGAACAUGGCGAGGCAGGAGGGUCCGACGGCGUUCUUUAAGGGACUGGUGCCGAAGCUGUUGAUGACGGGGCCGAAGCUGACGUUCAGCUUUUGGUUGGCGCAGACGCUGAUACCGACGUUCAACAAGAUGAUGUAG
Messenger RNA from Saxophila tyrrhenica, 957 nucleotides. RefSeq names its product high copy suppressor of abf2 (gene YHM1). NCBI's taxonomy places the organism in Eukaryota, Fungi, Ascomycota, Dothideomycetes, Mycosphaerellales, Extremaceae. The record is from RefSeq and is a predicted model, not a curated record. The coding region runs from base 1 to 957 and encodes 318 amino acids. Gene Ontology annotation, molecular function: guanine nucleotide transmembrane transporter activity. Gene Ontology annotation, cellular component: mitochondrion. The transcript is spliced from 2 exons.